GUGUUGGAGACGGUGCUCGGCUACGGUACAGCGUUAAUCAAGUGGUGGUUUUAAAGUAACCAUAUUAAAUAUCACGGAUGGACAACUGUGGGCUCGGUCGAGGUCUGAUCUGAUUAAAAUAAACCGUACAGAUCGCGCGAACGUUCGCACGUUCGAGCACGAUCGUCGACGAUAACGUUUCGGGGCGGAUAAGCGGUGACGCUUCGUCGUCCAAUCUCUUACGUGUUAUUCCGAACAUCCGUUUCGCGAAAAAUCAUGAAAAUCAUUUGAGGGCACUUGCGCAAUUGCGACUGUGGUGUACGUGAUUGUACGGCCGAUCCUAUUUCGAAAGAGUGUCGUGUCUGCGAAAGGGUAACAGCGCGCAAAGGGGGCCCCCGCAUUCGAAAGACCCGAAUAAUUGUAGGUGACUUGGUUUAUAAAGAAAAUCCGUCGAAAUGAGCACUACAAAAGAAGAGGCAGGUCCGUCAAAAUCAUGGGACUCUUCCACGGGGGAAACAGAAAAGGAUAAUCGAACCUUCGAAUGCAAUAUUUGUCUCGACACUGCCAAAGAUGCAGUUAUUAGUAUGUGCGGACAUUUGUUUUGUUGGCCAUGCUUGCACCAAUGGUUAGAAACCCGUCCGAUAAAGCAAGUGUGUCCUGUCUGUAAAGCUGCUAUCAGCAAAGACAAAGUCAUUCCAUUGUAUGGGCGUGGAGAUACAAGGCAUGAAGAUCCUAGGAAUAAUGUUCCACCUCGUCCUGCCGGGCAGAGAACAGAAUCCGAAAAUAACGUCGGAUUUUCCAGUUUCGGAUUCGGUGAUAAUUCUUUCAUGUCGUUUGGUAUUGGAACAUUUCCAUUUGCAUUUUUGACAUCGACUUUCAAUUUUGGAGAAACACGACCAAGCGCAGCUGCUACAGGAACACCCCACUAUGAAGAGGAGCAAUUUCUUUCGAAAGUGUUUCUAUGGGUGGCAUUGUUAUUCAUCUGUUGGCUUCUAAUGGCAUAACAUUUUUGUUGAACCGUAUUUCUUGCUCCAUAUUUUGUAAUGUUAUCCACUUGUUGGAUCGAUUCAUUACACAUUUAUUAAUACAUCAAUCUUUCCCCGUUUGUGUAAUUAUUGUUACUCACUGUAGUAACUAUACCUGCUUGAAUAAACAAACGGGUUUUAAUUGUUUUAGCUUAUAACAUUUUUACAUGUACAUACACUUUAUUUUUAAUCUUUUGUGAUUACGAGCAAUAAAUUUUCUAUAUAAACAUUACACGAAUCGAUGUUGUUAUUGGCAGUGUAAGAGUGGUAUAAGUUGUCAUCUCUUGUAUUUAUGCUUUCCACCGAGUACGCAUAUUCAAGCAGGUUUCUUUUUGUAAUGGCUUUAGAAAAUCUGGAACUUACGAUAUUCAUGUAUAUAUAUAUAUAUAUAUUAUAUAUGUAAAAAUAUAUCACAUUUAGAUAUGUAAGAUAUUAUCCACUUUAUGCAAAACAACACAUCUGUAAUUUGGUUAUUAGGAUAUUUUAAUUAGAAAAUCAUGAAGUUUUGUAAUUUCCAUGAGCUACAGGAAAAAGUAAUGUAUAUAAUUUAAUUGUUAAGUAAAAUUGAUAACACAAGCAAGCAAAGUAAGAUAAAAUACAGAAACAUAGCUUAUUUAUUUCAGUUUUCAUUUGCGCUAAUGGUUGUGGAUGUAGACGUUUAAAAACAAGGUAAUUGCAGUAACAGAAAUGUGUCACAAAACACGAAAACCAAUUUUCAGUUUACAUUUCGAUUCAAUGUUGCAUCAGCGACUGAACUGACAGUAAAUUGACAUUCCACAUGUAGUUCCAUUAUCUAUGAAAGCCAUUUAACGUGAAAAAAAGAUCUUUGAAUGUAUUUCGAUCGAAAAAAAAACCGUUGCUAAUGUUAUUUGCUAUAUAUAAAUUGUAUUUUUUGGCAGUCAGACAUUGUAUAUUGCCUUACAAGUUUAUUAAAUACAUAAACGCUAUAAUAAACAUAAAAUAAAUGCAUUAAUUAAAAAGAUAUAAAA
This is a messenger RNA of Megalopta genalis, 1993 nucleotides long. RefSeq names its product E3 ubiquitin-protein ligase RNF185. Gene Ontology annotation, biological process: ubiquitin-dependent protein catabolic process. Gene Ontology annotation, molecular function: ubiquitin protein ligase activity; metal ion binding. Gene Ontology annotation, cellular component: endoplasmic reticulum. NCBI's taxonomy places the organism in Eukaryota, Metazoa, Arthropoda, Insecta, Hymenoptera, Halictidae. The record is from RefSeq and is a predicted model, not a curated record.